Molecule: messenger RNA, 1089 nt
Organism: Komagataella phaffii GS115
Lineage: Eukaryota; Fungi; Ascomycota; Pichiomycetes; Pichiales; Pichiaceae
Product: Homoserine dehydrogenase (L-homoserine:NADP oxidoreductase), dimeric enzyme
Exons: 1
Coding region: 1-1089 (362 amino acids)
Biological process (GO): aspartate family amino acid biosynthetic process; L-homoserine biosynthetic process
Molecular function (GO): NADP binding; homoserine dehydrogenase activity; aspartate kinase activity
Source: RefSeq, a predicted model, not a curated record
AUGUCCCCUGCAAUCAACAUCGCCAUUAUCGGAGCAGGUAUUGUCGGUUCUGCGUUCAUUAAUCAGUUGAGGAGCGUAUCGUCUUUGUUCGACUUUAACGUUAUUUAUUUGGCUAAAAGCAAAAGUGCCUUGAUCUCUUAUGAUUUCAAACCGUUGAAUCUAGCCAAUUGGAAAGCAGACUUGGACAAUAGCUCAUUAAAUCCCUUGACGGUGGAAGAACUUUUGAAAUUCUUGAAAAAUUCACCUUUACCAGCAAUUUUAGUUGAUAACACUUCUAGUGCUGACGUUGCGUUUGCGUACCCCCAAUUUGUCUCUAACGGUAUUUCAGUUGCAACUCCUAACAAGAAAGCAUUUUCCGGGGACCUAAAUUUAUGGAGUGAAAUAUUCAAAGCUUCUGGAGAACCCAAUGGUGGGCUAGUAUAUCACGAGGCUACUGUCGGAGCCGGUUUGCCGGUUAUUAGUACUAUCAAUGAUCUGGUCAACACUGGAGAUAAGAUUGAAAAGAUUGAAGGAAUUUUUUCCGGAUCUCUAUCCUAUAUCUUCAAUCGCUUCUCUACUACAAAGCCAAAUGAUAUUAAGUUUUCUGAAAUUGUGUCCAAAGCCAAGGAGCUGGGUUACACUGAGCCAGACCCUAGAGACGACCUCUCCGGGUUGGAUGUUGCUAGAAAAGUCACCAUUUUAGCCAGGUUAUCUGGCUUUAAUGUGAAAUCUCCUGAUUCAUUCCCUGUUGACUCUUUAGUUCCCCAGGAGCUUGAAACUUUGGAGACGAGCGAUGAAUUUCUUUCAAGAUUGCAUGAGUUUGACUCCCAAGUGGGGCACCUAAAGGAACAAGCUGCUUCCGAGGGCAAGGUAUUGCGUUUUGUUGGAACUGUAGACUUCCCCAACAACAAGGUCUCAGUUGGUUUUGGAAAGUAUGACGCUUCGCACCCCUUUGCUUCUCUUCAAGGGUCGGAUAACGUCAUCUCUAUCAAAACAGAGAGAUACCAGAACCCUUUGAUUAUUCAGGGUGCAGGUGCAGGUGCCGAAGUAACUGCUGCUGGUGUGUUAGCCGAUGUUAUUAAGAUUGGGCAACGGAUUUCUAAGUUGUAA